CUAGUGAUUCAGAACUUUCUGGAAUAUUACAGAUAGUUACAAAAGACCUUUCAGAUGAUCCCGAGAAAAAAGUUACCAUGACUGACUUUGCGGGACAGUGUGCAUAUUAUGCCUCACACCAGAUUUUUCUGAGUCCACGAGCAUUCUUCAUUCUGGUGCUCAAUAUGGAGAAGAAGUUUGAUGAUACGGUUGGAGAAGAAGUUUGUAGACAGGAAGGCUCCAUAUACAAGGGAUGGACACACAGAGAUUACCUUGAAUUCUGGAUGAAGUCCAUUCACCAGUACAGCAGUGAUAAGGCUCCUGUGAUCCUGGUUGGUACACACAGUGAAAACAAAACAGAAAAGGAGAAAAUGCUGUUUUUCCGACAAAUAUGGAAAAUUUUAGAAAUGAAGGAGAAAACGUUGCACAAACAUCUUGAUGUGAAGAGGCAGUUUGCAGUUGGAUUCCAUGACAAUGAAAGUAUUGAAAAAAUCAAACGGUCCAUUCUUGAUAUUGUGCCCAAACUUGAUCACUGGGGUGAAGAACUUCCACAAUCAUGGGCAAUGUUUGAAAAAUUCUUUCAGGAAAAGAGAAAUUUCAAGAUUUUGAGCAAAGCUGAACUACAGAGAUUCAAUGAAGCAUUGCCAGAGGGAAUAAAGCUCCAAACUGAUGAUAUAAAUGUUAUGCUGCAGUUCUUCCAUGACAUCAGAGAACUUUUACACUUUGGUCAAGAAUUCCUCAAUGAAGUAAUUAUUCUUGACGUUCAGUGGUUCGCAGAUGCAUUUAAAAAUGUUAUAACAGAUGAAAACCAUGCAAAGGAGGAUUUGUUUCACCUUGCCUCAGAGUGGGACAAGUUCAAUGAAGCUGGAGAGUUACAUGACACUUUGCUGUCUGCUAUAUGGAGAAUGAACAACAAUGGUUACAUUGAACACAAAGAUGAUAUUAUGCUGUACAUGGAGAAGUUAGGACUCUUAGCUAAAUUGAGUGACAAAAAAUGGUAUGUUCCCUGUAUGAACAAAACACCAUUUUGUAUGGAAUACUUUUCAUCAUAUCAUGCCUCAUCCAUCAUUUGCUACAGAUUUGAUCUUCUUCCUGCCAGCAUUUUCCAUCGUCUUAUAGCAACUUGCAUUCAGAUUCCUUGGGAGAUUUUUUCUGAUGGAGACCAGGAAUGUAUUUAUCAGACGGCAGCUGUGUUCAUGUAUCAGGACAUGCAACAUAAUAUUCUGCUUGGAAUGACCCAAACAGAAAUUCAGUUGCAAGUGUUUGUUGUGGAAGGAGAAGUUGAUGUUUCAACAUGUCACCAGAUCAGAGAAAACAUAGAGCAUAUUUUACACAAUCUUUCCAGCACAUUCGAGAAGAACUCAGAAUUCCAUGUUGCGUUCAAGUGUAAACCUACUGGAUUUUGUGAUAGCAAAGAAAGCGCUGUCAUCAGUGAAUCUAAGUUUAUCAGAGAGACUUUUCUGUGUCCAUCCUGUCCGGCAAACAAAAAGCAUCGUAUCAACACAAACAACAUCACAAAAUAUUGGAAACAGAUAAAGACGAGUGUUGCCAGCGCUACCUCUGGACUAGACCUGGGAGGUAGAUCUAGAUUUGCCAAACUUGGAAUGGCAACAAAUGAUGUGUUAAUUCAGGCAUGUAGAGAUAUGCUGGAGAUGGAGGUACCACCUUCCCAUAUUGAAAACAAAGUGAAAUCAUCUAAAAUCAAAUUAAACCAAGAUCAAAAGGAUCUCGUGCAAAAAGCUAAAAGUUCUGGUUAUAAUAUUUUUGAUAUUUCAUUGACGUACACCUUAGUCAGAAACAUUUGCUCAAAGAUCCCUAAACCGACAAAAGGAUCAUGGGGAGGUAACAGUAUGCCUGCUCCAGGAGAGAUUAUGGUUGGUGAUGACAUAGAGAGAAUCAGGUUAACCCGAAACAAUUUGACUGCGCAUGUGAGCUCAGCCUCCACCCCUCAGACAGAAUUCGAUGACACUUGGUCAAUGAUGUCAGAUAUCUGCAAAAGACUGGAAACCUUCACUGGAAAGAAGUACCUGGAUAAACUUAAUUACAUUCAAAAACUGACCCUGAAAGAGGAAGACGAAGAUGAUAUUAUUGAAAAGGUUAAAAUGGAAAGCCAGCAUGAAAUGAUGAAAGAAAUGUGGUCAGAUAUGAAAGACAUAAAGGCAGCAGUAUUGAGGCCUGAAAGCAAGCAUGCUUCAAAUUAUGAGUAUUACUCAUAAAAUGAUAUGUUCACCUGUGUGUAAAUUUUAAGUAUUUUUGAACUCAAUACAAUUUCUGUGAUUUUGCAAGUGUUUGUAGGAUUUGAUAAUUACAAUUUACAUGUAUUUAUGUUUUUUGAACUUGAUCCAAGCUCCAGAAGAUUUGGUGGUUUCAUAUUAAAAUCAACAUUAAGAAGCCAAUGUUUAUUACGAAUAUGGUUUCUCUGGAAUUAACACUUGCACUUAAUUUAGGAUGAAGGUCAUUUUCAUGUAGUAGGAAGUAAAUGUAAAUAGUAUUGAUAUGUCAAAUAUUGAAAUGUUUCACUCUACAA
This is a messenger RNA of Saccostrea echinata, 2506 nucleotides long. Its product is annotated as probable serine/threonine-protein kinase pats1. The record is from RefSeq and is a predicted model, not a curated record. Lineage: Eukaryota; Metazoa; Mollusca; Bivalvia; Ostreida; Ostreidae. The transcript has 4 exons. The coding region runs from base 78 to 2195 and encodes 705 amino acids.